AUGCUAAACAAAACUGUCCCUAAACAGAGAUUGAAUUUGCCACUCCUUGCAGAAAGAGGAGGCGGAGUUGUUGGAAACAAGGAGUGUCUAGACCACGGUAUUGGUUAUGCGGAGCUAGUACCCGUGAAUAGGGUGUCAUUUCUCUCCUCCCAACUGCAGAGGUGUGGAGAAGGAAAGCGGCGGGGUAAUAAGGAUUCAAUAAAGAAAACAGGCACUCACUCCUUGAUAUGCAAACGCUCAUGGAAGAGCUUCUACAGGAGAUGCGAUUACAUUGGGGCCGCACAUGAACAAAUUCUUAAGCCAUCCCUGGAGUGGAGCUUGACAGCUCAUCUUCUUGCUUCACCAUACUUUUGCCAGCCAACCUUGUGGAUAAGCAAAUAG
Morchella sextelata is the source of this 381-nucleotide messenger RNA. RefSeq lists its product as uncharacterized. Lineage: Eukaryota; Fungi; Ascomycota; Pezizomycetes; Pezizales; Morchellaceae. The record is from RefSeq and is a predicted model, not a curated record. The transcript has 6 exons. Bases 1 to 381 code for a protein of 126 amino acids.